This is a messenger RNA of Rhizopus microsporus ATCC 52813, 894 nucleotides long. RefSeq names its product flavo protein WrbA. The coding region runs from base 190 to 807 and encodes 205 amino acids. The record is from RefSeq and is a predicted model, not a curated record. Gene Ontology annotation, molecular function: NAD(P)H dehydrogenase (quinone) activity; FMN binding. The transcript is spliced from 2 exons. NCBI's taxonomy places the organism in Eukaryota, Fungi, Mucoromycota, Mucoromycetes, Mucorales, Rhizopodaceae.
AGCAAGAAAAUAUUUGCUGCUUUAAAAAAAAGUUGCCUUAUAAGCGUGACUGCAGAUUACUCAGAUUUCAGUAAUCAAAAAUGCCUUGUUUAUUCAGAAGAAGAGCUGAAUUUUUCAUAUAAAAGCGCGGUUCAACAUUUUGAUCUCCCUUUUUUAAUUUAUUUCUAUCAAAGAAAAAUACAAAUUAAAAUGGCUCCCAAGGUUUACAUCAUCAUCUACUCUCUCUACCACCACAUCUAUACUCUUGCCCAAGAAGUCCAAAAGGGUCUCGAAUCUACUGGUGUUGAAGCCAAGAUUUUCCAAGUCCCCGAAACCCUUACUGAAGAAAUCUUGACAAAGAUGCAUGCUCCCCCCAAGCCUGAUGUUCCCGUCAUUACUGUCAACGACUUAAAGGAUGCUGAUGGUUUCUUGUUUGGUAUUCCUACUCGUUUUGGUACCAUGCCUGCUCAACUCAAGGCCUUCUUCGAUGCCACUGGUGGUCUCUGGGCCUCUGGUGCUUUGGCUGGUAAGUUUGCUGGUACUUUCUUCUCUACUGCCUCUCAACACGGUGGUCAAGAAACCACUGCUUUCACCACUGUCACUUACUUUGCUCAUCACGGUAUCAUCUACGUCCCUCUUGGUUUCGCUAACCCUCACUUGUUUGACAACUCCGAAGUCGUUGGUGGUUCUGCCUAUGGUGCUGGUACUAUUGCUAAUGGUGAUGGCAGCAGACAAGUUACCCAAAAGGAAAAGGAAAUUGCACAAACCCAAGGUGAAAACUUUGGCAAGAUUCUUUCCACCUACGUCAAGGGCAAGAAUGCUGCUUAAACAUUAGAUUGCAUGUACUUGUUUUAUCAUUUUCCUUUCGUCUAUUUUAAAUAAACACUAUCUGUUCAUCAUACUUCAUUGCAAAAC